Ornithodoros turicata is the source of this 3070-nucleotide messenger RNA. RefSeq lists its product as uncharacterized. The transcript is spliced from 3 exons. The record is from RefSeq and is a predicted model, not a curated record. NCBI's taxonomy places the organism in Eukaryota, Metazoa, Arthropoda, Arachnida, Ixodida, Argasidae. Bases 137 to 3010 code for a protein of 957 amino acids.
CAUUGAGGAAGAAGAAGUCGGUCACCCGAGGGAAGCUGGGCACGUGCCAUAAGUUCUUCAACUGCUUCAACGACCACUGAGUGUGUUUUGGAAACGCUCUCUCGCUUCAGAGUUAGGCUCCAGCAGCUGCCGUAACAUGUCCUUCAGUCGCAGACCUCUGUUUGGACCUGCUUGGAUGAGUGGAGACACUGGGGUGAACAGUGGAGUGAUACCUGUCACGCUACCCUCAUCCUAUUUCAAGGCCUGCACGAAUGCCCAGCUGGCCCCACCGACCACACAGAAGAUCCCCGCAAUUUGUCCAGCUUCCAUCGAUGACGACGACACAGAUGAGGAGAGCCUCGAACAUCCUCCAGCCGUAACGGAGGUUAGCCUGCCUCACCACGACGACGACGAUGCCACCUUCCUUAGGCCCUGGUACACUGACGACGGGGACUUCGAAAACAAGAACGAGGACCUCUCCAUCAUGUCCUCCGUAGCCCCCUUGUGGAGCUUACAAAAGAAAGGGAGACGUCAGGAACCAGCGAAAGUCCCCCACGAGCACGACGUCACUGCACUCAUGGGGGAGCUAGGGCUUCAGGUGACUUCACUGGCAACGCCAAAGCCCCUGCCUGUAUCCAGUCCAAGGCCCCGGGCAGUGUUCAGCGCAGUGCGCGGUAUCCAGCUCUGCAAAGGCAUCCGCCCAGUGACUGCAGUUGCGGGCACAGCGCCUGAAUCUGGCGACCAUAGCAACGUCCAAGGAGACCAUGAAAGAGGCGUCCGCCCACAAGAGAGCGGAGACAACGUCUCCGGUGACGUUCGUUUUGAUUCGGAACCCACGACGCCACAGAGGAGCGAGGUGGCGGUAGCCCGUCCAAAGGGCAUUCAUAAACAAGAGCAAGAUGUGACGCGCAGAAAGAGCUUGGACGAAGCGACGUUCGCCCCGUCGGACGAACUUCCGCAAGCUCGGACUGCCCCUUACUCUAAAUUAACUGGAGACCGGGGAGAUUCCGACGAAGUCCUUUCUCCGGUCGGCGAUAUCAAGUCCAUGUCGUCACCUCAGAGGACGAAGAUGACCAUGAACCAAAUGUCUCCCCUCAGACUAUCACCGCCCACUAGAAAAAACUACCAAGCCCGAGGCGUCAAAAGCACUUUGAUGCCCAGUGCCACCGCGCACACCCGAACAGCGUCCUCCAGGCUGGCAUCUAGAAAAACAUAUGGAAUUUCAACGUCUUUCAAAAAAUUUCCCGAACCUGACGAAGAUUCAAGACAUCCUGAGAGCGACAGAAAAAUUCUGGGGAGAUUUCUUUCCAGUGGGAGCACCAGCGAUUUUCCAACAAUAGACUCUUUCCAUCCGCACUAUACCAGAUCUGAUGAGCUUGAGAACGACAUUAGUCCUGCUGGUGUCUUUGCGAACGGCGGGAACGACCUGAGAAAAACAACGGGAGCAUCAGCAUCGGGCGACACAAUGGCUCAUGGUGAAAAAUCGGAGCACAUCUCUUCCACAACUGGUUGUCCCGUAACAGCAGGCUCUCUCAAACGAGAUGGACUAAAAACUCCACCCAACAACUCUGGAGUUAAGAACAAGGUGGGCUCAUUCUCAGACUUCUUCUCCGGCGUCAUACUUGACCCACACUUCACUUCGACUCCCGUAACGAUCCACAAUGACCUGGAGAGUGCACUUGGCGAGGAACAGUUGUCAUGGCAAGGUUUUGAUGUGUUUCCUUCCAGUGAAUACUUCAAGGCUUUCGAAUCGUUUCCUCAGCCUACUGGCACAGAAGAGAGGUCAAUGUCCAUGUCAGGUGAUGUCUACGAGUCUCUGAGCACGGGAUUUCCGCCUAGCAGGUUAGUAGGCCGUGCAUCGCCAACUGCAUUCCAGGACAGUGAGAAUGCAUCGUCUCGCGCCCUCCCACCACGUGAAUGUGUGUCCUCCGUUGACUCAUUUUUCACGGUAGCGUCUUUCGACGAAGAUUCUCUCAGUACUGUUCUGUGUAACAGCCCUGCACGAAAUCGUGUUUCUGAGUGCCCAGCCACUGACUGCAGCCCGAGCAGUAAAAGUAACUGGACUUUCUACAGUGCCUCUACGACUGACAGUCGUCCUGGAAGCCAGGAGCUUUCGCCCAGCAUUUCUCAGCAAGACCUCAUCGACAUAUCGCUCUUCAACUCGACCACCAAAAACGAAACAACCUCAUCAGUUCCCAAGAUUGGAUCCGGAUAUCAGACAUCAUCUAUGGUAACUACCAGCUACACAUCGACAGAGGCAGAUGAACCCUCGAUACCGCCGGGUUUCGUGGAUGGGUCUGGCGGUUCCGAUGCUGUUGGUCUUCUUCCGGGCCCCGAAGAUUCUUCCACGGCUAGCCAAGGCAGCAACCGCGAAGGAUCACAAGUUUCGAAGCAGAAUGAAGAAUACUGGGGUUCUUUCCAGAGCCAUCCCCGCCUCUUGGAUGAGUCUUCUGAACCGUCGAGCUGCGGAAGCCCCUCGAGGUGGUCAGACAGCGAGGAGUGGAAGAUGUUUCUUUCAAGCGCGGAGUCUAGUACAAGCCCCAGCAACCUAUCUGGCUUUCAGAGCUACGAAGAGGAACAUGUUAGCCGUGCAAUGCGAAACGUAAUGCUCCCGCGCUACUUGAAACUCUCAAGCACGACAGAGAUGUUCGCCCCUUUCGAUCACCGUCCGCUACGACUUCCCGAUGACGACUCCAUUGUUACGAGUGAUUCUUUGCGUCUAGUUCGUGGGUCAAAGUCAGUAACGUCGGACACAACGGUAACAAGGAGCGAAGCGUCCCAGUCUGUACUAGAGCGGCCAUCGGCGACGUCCAUCUCGAUGCCAGAUUUGAACAAUUUCCACGCAAGAGAAAAGGGGGAGGAGUCCUACAUUAUGGACAUGGCGUAUACAACGUGCAUGCCAGUGGCAGAUAAUGACCCUUCUGUCUGGAGUACAGAGUCCAACGGCUGUACUGAGCUGAACUUAUCUCCAGAGUCGUCUCUGUCUGCGAUAAUGGAAAUUUAUUCCAGAGAUAGUGGUGCUACGAAAUAAGUGAGGUAGCAAAGGAAAGACGUUCGCGCUUCGCCUGGUUAUUAAUAAAUUGAGUUUACA